ACCUCGAAAAUCUGUCCGCAAAACGAAUGACAACAAAAGAGACAAGAGAGACAGAGUGUGUGUGUGUGUAUAUUUCGCGAGAGUGCGUUUUUUCGCCAAAGUUUAUAUACUUUUUUCCGUUGUGUUGCCGCCGCGAAUAACAUUGCAUCAGAGUGGUGAAAGUGUCAAAGAAUAUGAAGAGAAGAAAUGCCGAGUGCGGCAAGCUCCGGAGGCCCUUGAAACGCAACAAGAUCACCGAAGGAAUCUACGGAAGCACUUUACUUUACUUAAAGUUUCUUCUGCUAUGGGCCAUGGUGAUAUUAGCAGACUUCAUUUUAGAAUUUCGUUUUGAAUUUUUGUGGCCAUUUUGGCUGCUUCUUCGAAGUGUUUACGAUUCUUUUAAAUAUCAAGGUUUGGCCUUCUCAGUGUUUUUUAUUUGUAUCGCACUCACAUCAGACAUGAUUUGUUUCUUUUUUAUCCCAGUACACUGGCUUUUCUUUGCCGCCAGUACAUACGUUUGGGUGCAGUAUGUUUGGCACACAGACAAAGGUGUUUGUCUGCCAACUGUGAUGCUGUGGCUUCUGUUUCUUUAUAUAGAGGCAGCAGUUCGAUUAAGAGACCUACGACAUAUGCCAUUUCAUUUAGAUCUUUGUAGGCCAUUUGCUGCUCAUUGUAUUGGUUAUCCAGUAGUUACAUUAGGAUUUGGUUUUAAAAGUUACGUAGGCUACAGAAUGAGACAGAGAAAACAGAAAGAUGUUGCGAAAGAAAAUGAUUUCUACGUGCAACUGUUACAGCAGGCAUUGCCUGUUGAACAACAAGCGGCAAAUAUUCGACAAAUUCAACCCCAAGUACAGUUACAAGCACAGCUUGUAGCGGCGCCUUUAGAUCAUUCAAAAUCACAGUCUCACAGGACAAAUUCGCAGUACAAUCACAGUCCGGAAAAAAGUAGAGGUAGAGCCGGUGGCUCGACAGCGGAAACGAGCAUACAAAACGGCAGCAUUCACAAUGGAACACAGACUAUGUCACAAGCACAAAAUUCAGCCACAAAAAAUAUACACAGAAAAUCACUUGAUAAGGGAGAAAAGUCUGAGGAGCAACACAAUAAACACAAUAGCAAUGUCUCGCAGUCUGAAAAAAAUGACAAGAGAUUUAUGCAUAUAAAUGGUUCCACAGUACCUUCAAACGAUUUGCAAUUUAUCGAAAGAAUUGGAUCGGUUAAUGAUUUUGACAUAAACGAAGUAGAGAAGGAUAAAUCGUUGAAGGGUGGCUCAGUGAAAACACAAUCAAAUGGCUCGGCAAAUGGAAAAUGGAAUAAUGUCAAAGAAAAUCGUGACUCAUCGACGACGAAUAAUCAACGUGAACGUAAAGGUCGUCAAUCGAAAGUCACGAGUGACGUUAUUUCGGAUAACCAAAAGCAACAAGACGAGUAUUGCCAGAGGUUACUAGUUUGUCGUAAGCUUGAAGCUGACGUGAAACGUUUAAAAUCAGACUUACAAGCGAGCAGACAAACCGAACAAGAGCUUCGUUCACAAAUUAACACGUUGUUGAGUGGAGAGAGACAAACAAAAGGUGACCUCCAACAAUUACAACAUGAUAAUGAUCAGUUGCAAAGCAAGUUACACGGAUUAGUAACUGCCCGUCAAGUGGACAGACAAACGAUGUCCACAUUAGAAAAGAGAAUUGCAGAGGAACGAAGGCAGCGUAGUGCGUGCGAAGUGUCUUUAGCUUCGGAGAGAAGGGCUCGAAGAGCCGCUGAAGAAGCUAGAUCCGCAGUACCACCACCUCCACCUCCAUUGGUUCGUCAAGAGUGCACUGACGUCUGCAAAACACGAAGAACACAACUCGAGCAAGACGUGAAAAGCUUGCGAAGAGAUAUCAAGUCGAAAGACGAUAGGUACAGUUCUUUGGAAAAGGAAGUGUCACGGUGUAAGGAGAAUCAUGGAGAAACGGAAAUCUUGUUAGGAGCGCUAAGCGCUUUACAAGAAAAAAAUACUCAUCUUGAAAACAGCUUAAGUGCGGAAACUCGCAUUAAGCUCGAUCUCUUUUCCGCUCUUGGUGAAGCUAAACGUCAACUCGAAAUCAAAGAGAGUAUGAUUAGGAAUCAAGAGAAAGAGGUUGAGCUGCUAAAGGCGAAAAUUGCGCAAGACUUGGCUGUGAUGCCGCAGGACACAUUUGGAUCGGCAACAACCUGCACGACGUCGAAGCUCCGUCUCGGUAAUGACGUCAGGGUUGGUACGAAACUUCGUGCAAGUGAUAAUUCCUGUCCGGGAUGCACAGUUUCAAAUCUCGAUCCCAAUGCAACGGCGUACACACCUAAAGGCUCGUUAAUAACGUCUACGGAAGCUUAAGAAAGAAAAGAAGAAGAAAGAAAAAACACUCACAAAGUAAGAAAACUAGAAAAAAAAACAGCUUCCUAAAAUUCCAAUAUGUGGAAUUUUUUGUGCACUUUUGAAAAAAGAAUUCGAUUUUUGUCCCUUGUGGGUAAAUUCCCCUUUAAAACCACCCCCCGUUUUCUUUUUAUACCUAAAAUUACUCAAAUCUCGAGUUUUUUUAUUUUUCAUCUCUUUCUUUUUUAAUUCCUGACACUCGAGAUUAAGGUUUUUUAAUUCUAUUUUUCUUUUCGAAA
This is a messenger RNA of Leptopilina heterotoma, 2605 nucleotides long. Its product is annotated as macoilin-1. Lineage: Eukaryota; Metazoa; Arthropoda; Insecta; Hymenoptera; Figitidae. Gene Ontology annotation, cellular component: rough endoplasmic reticulum membrane. Bases 174 to 2327 code for a protein of 717 amino acids. The record is from RefSeq and is a predicted model, not a curated record. Gene Ontology annotation, biological process: neuronal signal transduction. The transcript is spliced from 12 exons.